CCCAUAUGGGUUCUUUCCAAAUUGCGAUUUAGUCGAUAAAUGACUGGAAAUAUCAAUCCCCUCAUUUAUGCAAGGAAAUUGCUUAUAAAUAGAAGUGGCGGAAUCUAUGUUACUUUCUACGGUUAACCAACGGUCUUCUCUGCAAUCAAAUACAAGGAAACGGAUUUUAGCGCAUGCCUCGAAAACUUGAAGCUCUGUUUCUGUGUGUAACGACUAAUGAGAAUUCUACGAAUUUCUCGUAGUACUUCUAAGCUGAAACAAUUUUUUCUGUGUGAAAGUAAAUCUUGUCAGUUGCACAUAAUCUUCCAACGUCAACGCCACCGCUACAGUUCCAAAUCCUGCUCUUCAUACUCUAAUCUCUUGGUGGGGAAAGACCCAACUGCCAUUGCCACUGCUCUUUACCUCUCUGAGAAUACAAAAUCAUAUUUUCUGGGUACCCAAAUACAUGGGCAUGUCAUCAAGUUAGGACUCACUAGUGACGUUUUUUCACAGAAUAAUCUUGUGAAGAUGUACUCAAAAUUUGGGGAAUUGAAUUAUGGGCUUAAUGUGUUCGAUGAAAUGUUACAAAGAAAUCUUGUUUCUUGGACUUUAAUUAUCUCGGGUGCCUUUCAAAAUGGUGAAUUUGAUUUGGGUUGGGAGAUUUAUUUGGACAUGAUGAGAAGUGGGUUGAGGCCAAACGAGUUCACUUUCGGCAGUGUUAUGAAAGCGUGCGCUAUCAUGGGAGCUUAUGAAUUUGGUUUGUGUAUUCAUGGUUUUGCUUUGAAAAUUGGGAUGGAGAAGAACCCUUUCGUGGGUAGUUCUAUGUUAAACAUGUACGCUAAGUUGGGGGAUAUUGAAUCGUCUAAGAGAGUAUUUGAGUGUAUGGACAAUCUUGAUGUUGCUUGUUGGAAUGCUAUGGUUGGAGGGUAUGCACAAUGUGGCUGUAGCUUUGAAGCCUUGAAGAUUGUAUCUUUGAUGCUGUAUAGGGGUGUAAAAAUCGACCAGUUCACCUUGGUUAAUGCUCUUAAGGGGUGCUCGAUUAUGGGAUACUUAGAAUAUGGUAAACAGCUUCAUGGAAUAAUCAUGAGGCGUGAGAUUGAAUCUAGUGCUUCAGUGACGAACGCUCUCCUGGAUAUGUAUUUCAAGAAUGAUGGAAAGGACUCAGCUCUGAAAGUUUUCAAUAGAAUGCAAAAUAAAGAUGUUAUAUCAUGGAAUACUGUAUUUGGUGGCUUCCCUCAAGAAGAGGAUGCAAGAGAAAUAGCAAUCUUAUUUUAUGGUUUCAUGCUGACAGGAUUAAAGCCCAGCCAUAUCACUUUCUCAGUCCUGUUUAGAAAAUGUGGCGAGCUACUGGAUCUCGAUCUCGGGCUUCAAUUUUUUUCACUUGCCUUACGUCUUGGAUUUUUUUAUGAAGUUAAUGUCACAAGCUCAAUAAUCAAUAUGUUCUCUAGAUGUGGGGCAGUGGAGAUGGCACAUUUAGUGUUUGACCACAUAAAUAUCAGAAACAUAAUUACUUGGAAUGAGUUGAUUUCUGGGUACAAGGUAAUAUGUCAAUACACGGAAGCUCUUAAGAUUUUUUGUAAUUUAUGGGAGUUGGAAGUUAAACCAGAUGAAUAUACCUUCUCCGGCAUUUUGGAGGCUUGUUGUGAAUGUGGAAAUCAACAUAUGGGAAGACAAAUUCAUGGUGCUAUUCUUAAGUCCGGUUUUGCUUCUCAUGGAUAUGUCUGCAGUUCAUUAAUUAAAGCUUAUAUUACAUUUGGUCUCCUAGAUGACUCCUUUGAAUUUUUUAAUGAUGUUAAUAGAUUAGAUUUGCCAUCCUGGGGGGCAAUGAUAUCUGCGUUGGUGCAUCAAGGUUACAAUCGUGAAGCUAUUAGAUCUUUCAACUCUCUAACAGAAGCUGGUGAGAAGCCCGAUGAGUUUAUUUUGGGGAGCAUUUUGAAUAGUUGUGCCACUGUUGCAUCUUAUCACCAAAUUAAGUCUAUCCAUCCACAUGUUAUAAAAAUGGGAUUCGACAAACAUGUGUUUGUUUCUAGUGCAGUUAUAGAUGCUUAUGCAAAAUGCGGAGACCUUGAGAGCUCGAGAAUGGCUUUCGAACAGUCAUUUAUAUCAAAUGAUGUGAUCAUAUAUAAUACUAUGAUCGCAGCUUAUGCCCAUCAUGGUCUUGUUAUGGAAGCUCUCGAAAUCUUUGAGAAAAUGAAGUUGGCUAAUCUACAGCCCAGCCAAGCCACAUUUGUGUCAGUUAUAUCAGCUUGUAGUCAUAUGGGUCUUGUUGAUCAAGGUCGUCUUUUGUUUGAAUCAAUGAACUUUAACUAUGGGAUGGAACCAUCUCCGGAUAAUUAUGGUUGCUUAGUUGAUAUGUUGUCACGAAAUGGAUACCUUGCUGAUGCUAAACACAUAAUACAAGUGAUGCCUUUUCCUCCUUGGCCUGCUAUUUGGAGAUCCUUGCUUAGUGGUUGUAGGAUACAUGGGAACAGAGAAUUGGGAGAAUGGGCAGCUCACAAUUUACUUAAGAUGGUCCCUGAGAACGAUGCAGCUUAUGUAUUGUUAUCGAAGGUUUAUUCUGAAGGGGGUAGUUGGGAAGAUGCUGCAAAGGUGAGGAGGGGGAUGAUUGAGAGAGGUGUUUCAAAAGACCCAGGGUAUAGUUGGAUUGAGAUAUAGCAAAAAAUAUAUUGCGACGCCUCAAAAAGUUAGUCUCACAUUAAAUGUGUGGAUUAUCCAUAUCGAGCAGGUGGAUUAUAAAGGAAUUUAUGAGUGCUAUGUGCCACAUGGGUUCCCUUACUAGUUGAGACUAGGCUUUACUAGUGAUUUUAGAGAGCUCCAAUUGCAAUUUGACUAGUCCUUUUGGAGUUGUGCAAAUGUGGCUAGUUCCUUUCUCAGAUCGUUGCAAAUAGUAUCAAAAUAACCUAGUAACACUAUGUGGUGUUGAAGCACGAUAUGAUGUAGAUCUUAAUGAGGACUUCAUGGAUUUAAGUGGGGGGAUUGUAACACCCCAUAAAGUUAGUUCCACAUUAGAUUGGUGGAUUGUCCACAUUGAGUGUAUAGAUUACAAAUGUGCCUUGGGAGCUAAAUUCCACAUUGGUUCCUUAAUAGGUGAGAAUGGCCUUUAUAAGUGGUUAUAAGGAGCUCCAAUUGCAACUUGAGUAAACUUUUGGAGUGGCACAAAUGUGACUAGUACUUUUCUUGAGUUGUUUCAUUCAUCCUCCUUUGCAAAGAAGCUAUUAAACGGCUUCCGAAGAGCUUAUUGGAUGAUUACCCUUCAAAAACUUUAGGGAAAGAGAUUCAGCUUCCAACAAAUGAAGCCUAAGCAUGCAAGUUAUUCGUUCUACGCAGACAGGUCUACACUUUUCUUUUAUUGACUGCAGGGACAGCUAAGCAUUUCACCUUUUUCUUCUUGGCUUCUUUGUGAUUUGCUUGGAAAAGCCUUUUUACUUUCUCAACCCAUUGCAAGAAUGUAAGUAAGCUGGCAAUGAAAUUAUGGUUUGUAGUGGGUAUGAUUGAAUUUGAGUCCUUGUCUAUAUUUGGAAGGCCAAAUUCCUAGACAUACCAGUCUCUAUUUCAUCUCACAAUAGUGCUAGUUCUUGGGGGGAGAAAAAACAUGCUAAUAUUAUGCUCAAAUUGACAUGCUGUAUAAUGGAACAGAAGCAAUGAAAAUAUCUAUGAUUUGAAGAGUCGUGCUAAAUUGAUGCAGCCAUGAAUAUUGUAGUUCAGUUUUUCUGUGUUUCUACUGCUAUAUGUGGCAAAAAUAUCUUUGAGAAGUUGAGAAUAGUAAACUUUGGGAAGUCUGGGAGUUGGGGCAGUUUAAAUUCUGGGAGAAGUUUAGAAUCAGGAUGCUAUGAGCAAGCAUUGCUGCAGUCAUCUAUUCUUCAUUGCUUACUGUUAUC
Molecule: messenger RNA, 3857 nt
Organism: Alnus glutinosa
Lineage: Eukaryota; Viridiplantae; Streptophyta; Magnoliopsida; Fagales; Betulaceae
Product: pentatricopeptide repeat-containing protein At3g09040, mitochondrial-like
Exons: 1
Coding region: 217-2634 (805 amino acids)
Biological process (GO): RNA modification
Molecular function (GO): RNA binding; protein binding
Source: RefSeq, a predicted model, not a curated record